AUGCAUCCUCGGCACCCCAAGGAUUUCGAUGGCCUGGGCUUCCGGGGCAGCCAGGAGGAGCUGGGUCAUUCGGUCAGCACCCUGCCCGACAUCCCCGGGAGCCACAACCUCCACUGGGGCGAGAAGACCCCACAGCUUGUGGCCGGGACCCCGCUGAGGGCCUCUGCCAGAAGACCCCUCUGGCAGAGGGCCCGGCACCAGAAGGUUGAGAAACCCUGGUUUACAGGCUUUGGAAUUGAUCUGGCAAGUUUGUUUACAGAGAAUGUGUUGGCUCAUCCUUGCAUCGUUCUGCGUCGGCAGUGUCAGGUGAAUUAUCAUGCCGAGAAUUAUCAUCUCACACCAUUUACAAUCAUCAAUAUUAUGUAUAGCAUCAAUAAGACCCAGGGACGCAGAGCUCUUUGGAAAGGAAUGGGAAGUACUUUCAUUGUUCAGGGCAUAACUCUAGGAGAGGAAGGCAUAAUCAGUGAAUUCACCCCUUUGCCAAGAGAGCUUUCAUAUAAAUGGAGUCCCAAGCAAAUCGGAGAACAUCUUGUGCUAUUGUGUGGCUGAAUUGAGUGUUCAUUUG
Messenger RNA from Anolis sagrei ordinatus, 565 nucleotides. The record is from RefSeq and is a predicted model, not a curated record. NCBI's taxonomy places the organism in Eukaryota, Metazoa, Chordata, Lepidosauria, Squamata, Anolidae.